Nematostella vectensis (starlet sea anemone) is the source of this 1286-nucleotide messenger RNA. RefSeq names its product 28S ribosomal protein S25, mitochondrial. Lineage: Eukaryota; Metazoa; Cnidaria; Anthozoa; Actiniaria; Edwardsiidae. Gene Ontology annotation, cellular component: mitochondrion. Gene Ontology annotation, molecular function: structural constituent of ribosome. Bases 32 to 451 code for a protein of 139 amino acids. The transcript is spliced from 3 exons. The record is from RefSeq and is a predicted model, not a curated record.
CGUUGAAUCGCCGCAUCACGGCUCACACAAUAUGGCGGCGGUGCGAAAUCGUGCUCUCGCGGCCAUCCAGAGAGAGCUAAACAGACAGGCUCUGGGCGGCAAGGAGGGGCGGUUCGCAGUCAAUAGGACGCUAGAUCAUCUGAAGAGGUGUAACGUGAACCUUCCAGAUAAUGUGAACUCGAUCACCCUAAAUUUAGCUGGUAAAGAGAAGGCGAACCACGGUGCCAAGCGAUUUUUGUAUGAGAAUGUCCCACAACUGAAGUAUAAGAAUCCCCAUGUACAGUUCAUGAGAACCAAGAAACAAAGUGAUAUAGGAGAACUUACAAUAAGUUAUGCUGAUGGUAAAAUAGAACAAGUACCAACAGCGGGAGUGACACAGUCACAGAUAAUGGACACUCUUAUUUCCCUCACAACCACUGAAAAGGUGCCAGUAGAGGAGAAAACCACAUAAGAACAGAAUGUUUUUGGAACUUUUUAUAGGAACAGUGACAACAGAGAAAAUUAUUAGCUGUCAAUAAAGGGGGCACGACCCUGGCUACAUAUGUCACCUGCGCUCAUCCUGUGCCUGCUAAUAAAAGCAGUGUCACUAGUACUGAGGUUUAAUGGUGAUGGUACUGAUAGAGGCCUUUUGUACAAGAGGUCAGAAUGCAGUUGUUUUAGUCCCAAGCUUACUCAUUUAAUACACUGGACUAAGGGUCGCUACUGAAACUCAGCCAAAAGCUGAUUAGCUCUAUCUAUCAUGUCUGUGAUGUUCCCAUUAGCCAUGUGAUCCCCUCUCAGUGAUGCAAGUUUGACUUGUAGUGCUGCUCGUGUAUCUGUUAUAAGGUGACGAAGCUAAAACAAAGAGGCACAGUUAGGUAAUGACAAAUAAAGGCUUUCUAAAUGCAUUGAAAUUAUGUUUUGUCUAAAUAAGAAUGCUUCUUUCUGUGCAAUACAUAGUCUCCCUCGCAGCUAUUCUGGACUAAUCAUGCUAGGCGGCACUUGGAGACCAGAACGGCUGUGAGGGAGACUAUGCAGUUACACAACAAAAUAGAAAAAAGAGUAAAAGAGGAUGGCUUGUUUUCAUAGUGACACUGGCAGACUAUUUCAUUAUUUAUUUAUGUGCUUUUCUUACAGUACCUGAGGAUCCUUUUUUUCAAAACUCAAAAUGUUAGCGAUGAUUGUGAUAAUUCUAAGGGCGUCAUCCUCUGCUGUGCAUACAUUCAGCAAUGUACACAUUUCAUCCAGAACCUGUGUGAAUACAAUAAAGGAAAUUACUUGUUUGGAUUAAAAGUUGUCACAUGACA